This is a messenger RNA of Durusdinium trenchii, 1539 nucleotides long. The record is from the annotation of a GenBank genome assembly. NCBI's taxonomy places the organism in Eukaryota, Dinophyceae, Suessiales, Symbiodiniaceae.
AUGGCGUUUCUUCGGCCACGCCCCAGCAGUGCGGGGUCUCCGGCCAAAUGCUUGGCACCGCGUCGCGAUGAACGAUCCAGGCCACCAAAGGUGCUCGGUCCCGAUGCGAGCCGCGCGAAGCACUCCAGACUCCGCGCCAGGCGGCCAGCGUCCGCGGCUUCGUCACUGAGGGAGGCACACGCGGAGGAGGUGACUCCCAAGGGACGCCCGUGUGAAGGACGCCUCCCAGACCUGGUGCUGCUGCGGCACCCGAGCUUCGCCGCCGCAGAGGCGCCGACCGGUCGCACGGCGGUGCCUUUGCCAGGCCUUGAGGAACUGGAGCGCAGCCGUCCACGCUUCGAACGUUGGAGCUGCUGUCCGCCCAUCCCGUUGCAUCCCUGCCGACCAACGGCUUUGCGCUUGCGCCAAGCCUUAGCCGAGCCGCAGGCAGACCUGGAAGUGGCCUUAGUGGGCUCCGGCACGCCGGAGACGCGGCACCUGCUCUUGAUUUGGUGUUUGGCGUGCUGCUUGGAGCUCCUGGGCUUUCUGGAGAAUGCAGCGGCCCUCUUUGCCAAGUGCACUGCGUCUGAUGUGGGCAACCCAGUCCACGCCUUCAACCGCGGAGUGGUGCUUUUGCGGCUGGGCGAAGCUCCAGCCGCUGCGCGGGACUUCGACCUCGCCGUCAGCCUUUGCUUGGCUGCUGGCGAGCCCUUGCCAGCCCUGCUGCUUGCACGGCGCGCGCAAGCGAAUCUGCAGCUGGAGCGGCUCCCAGAAGUUUGGGCCGACUUCGAACUUGCCAGGAGACGCACUUGGUGGCCGCAGCUGAGUGUUGAGCAGCUGCGGCGGCGGAUGAACAGCGAGCGGAUCAAUUCAUUUGCGGGCUACCGGAACGCGGUCCUCCAAUGUGCCCCCGUUGCGAUGAAGAGUUCCAUGCGCGAGAGCGGACAGCGGCACUGGGCAGUGGAAGUCUUGGCCUGGCGACUGGCACAUCCGGCGGAUCCUUUCACUGAGGUGGAGGAGGCCUCGCUCUUCGACUUCUUGCGCUCCUUCCCGGGGCUCACGGCCAUCGAGCCAAAGACUGUUCCAUGGCAGCAGCUCACGGUGCACUUGGUGCCAGAAGGCCAACCGCUCUUCCCCCAGAGCUCGGCGAUCUUCUUCUUGAUUUCAGGGACCUUCCGUGUCCUCCGCUUCGCCACAGCGGUGACCACCGGUGGCGCCGGUACAAGCGCUUGGGGCGCGCGGCUGUGGGCGACGCCUGUGCUGGAAGAUGAGAGCCUUUUGAAAGCUCCCAGCAGUUUCAGCGGACCUUUGGGGCGACAACAAGAUGGUUGGCUAGUGGCUGCAAUGGGCGGUGCUGCUGUGCUGCGAAUCCCCUUGGAGAGCUUCAAGCAGUUGGAAGCCACGCCGUCCGAUGCGCCCGAUGAACGGCGCUGCGCUGAAGAUCGGCCGUGCGCCGACGGCGCGCCCCAAAAAGCAUGGCCGCCGGCGUCGGGUGCGCAGGGUGCGGUGAUUCCGGAAUGUACCUCUACCAUCCUCUACCCAAGUGCGGCAGGUUUUUAA